This is a messenger RNA of Letharia lupina, 390 nucleotides long. RefSeq lists its product as uncharacterized. Lineage: Eukaryota; Fungi; Ascomycota; Lecanoromycetes; Lecanorales; Parmeliaceae. Gene Ontology annotation, biological process: mitochondrial respiratory chain complex IV assembly. The transcript has 2 exons. Gene Ontology annotation, cellular component: mitochondrial inner membrane. Bases 1 to 390 code for a protein of 129 amino acids. The record is from RefSeq and is a predicted model, not a curated record.
AUGCCUGUAUUCCAGUCUAAGAAAUUCCGAUCCAGUUCCUAUCAUCAUAGCUUGGGCGCUUUCUACAGGAAAAAUCUCAAUAGCCAUCCUUUUCUCCUCUUCGGCCUUCCUUUCAUCUUCACAAUCGUUGCGGGCUCAUUCAUACUCACACCCGCCACUGCGCUCAGAUACGAACGACAUGAUAGAAAAGUGCAGCAGAUGACCAAGGAAGAGGAGUUGGGCAUCGGCAAGGAUCGGCGGAGAGUGGAUAUCAAUGAAGAGUAUUAUCGUUUGGCUGCCAAGGUCAGUUUCACAUCUCGAUCGUUGGGGACACUUGCAAUGCUGAAUGGAGUCGCAGGAUCUGGACGAUUGGGAAAACAAAAGGGUCAAAAGAUUACCAGGCGAGAAUGA